AUGACGUCAUUAGACAUUUGGUCGUGUGUCGCCACAUGUCGGAGAACGUCGGGCUGUUUGUCGUUGAAUACCCGUAAUCAUAGCGAUGGCAUGGUUUACUGUGCACUGACCAAGUCCAAUCGGCAGUCCUUUGGCAUAAACCUUAUUGCUAGCAGUUUGCCUGGACAACAAUAUUUGGAAUUGCUAGUCCGACUUCACGCCCCAGGGCGUCUAGUUUUACAGAAAAACGAAACAAAGUUCAGAAUUGGUCGAGUUCAACCUCAUACCCAGGCUCUUAUCGCCAAGCGAGUGGAUAAGAGUUUGGGAACGAGUUUUGCCUAUCCCAAAUGUGAUUCACGUGAUCUUGAUAAAGCAAAUGGUUUUCUUCUUUCAGUUGGUUGGACAAAAUUCAAGUCAUUUGCUUAUAAAUACAUUAGUGAUAAAGUCRAUGCUGCAACUGCUCGACAGCGGUGUCGUGAAUUGGCAGAAGGCGCAGAUYUGGUUUCCAUUAGCAACGCUGAAGAGCAACAGUUCGUUGUUAAUCUCUUCAAAGACACCAGCUGGGACUUCGUCUGGAUUGGUAUGAACGAUAUCAAUAAAGAGGGUACAUUUGUCUGGUAUGACGGCAGCCCUACUAAAUAUACGAACUGGGGCACGAAUGAACCCAAUGGUGGCACCAGAGAAAACUGUGUUCAGUUCUAURCACCAUUUGGCGUCCACUGGGUUGAUAAUAGCUGCCAGGCGUCAGCGACCUUUGUUUGUAAGAUUAACUGUCKUUUUUAGAGUGUUGAAAUAAAGAGAGGUACUUGUUKCUUAAAGGUCCAGUAUUACCCUGAAGGCUUUGCGACUGUUUUGUCUACAUUCUUGCCUUUGUAUGGUCGGUUUAGCCAUACAAACAUCAAAACUUGACUUGGCUUUGGUAAUUUUUAUUUCAUGCGUCACUGAAAGCUCAGAGGACUUAUUAAAGUUAUUUUAAUUGACAUUUCAAUAGCCUGAAAUAGCCGUCAAUAAUAAAAUUUCGUGUAACACGAGAUAAUGACGAGGCGCGCAAAGUAUCCAGGGUAAUAUUUUCAUGCGCAUGCGCACGUGUAUGRCCAUGAUGUAAUAAAAUGUGCUCACUUAAAUAGUUAAGUUUUGUGAUCUCUUUUACACAGUGUUAGCCUCAAUUGUGUGUAAAAUGUGCAGAAAUUUAGCUGACACUGAAUAAGUAUAGUAGAGGAUAUUAUAUUGGCGCUCGGAGGUACGGAUUUUAUCUUCGAGUGUUGAAAAGAUCUCUCACGAGUGAGCGUAGCGAAAAUUGAGGGACUUUCAACACGAGAAGAUAAAAUUCGUAUCUUCAAGCGACUAUGUAAUAUUCUGUUUAGCAGCAUACAAUUAUCAAUGGAAGCAAAUUAUGUUUUAAAAUACCUUUUAUUUACCUCCAAUAUUAUGGGCGUAUCCAGGAUUUGGGGGGGGGGGGGGAUCUUACAUAUAAAAUUGUCACUGUGACGUAAUAUGACGUCAACAUGAUGUCAUAUCAAUCUAUGGUUUUUACCCUUUUUUGGCUUUGAAAGGGGGGGUCACCGGCACCCUGUCUUCCUCCCCUGGAUACACCCCUGAUAAUAUAUAUGCGGAGUGUCUAAACGUCAGGCAGUCGAUUUUUUUGGUGAAAAAUCGUCGAAACAACUGUAAUUUCACUUCGCGGAUAAUUCGAAAUUUUACAUUACGUCGUUAUGGUAAAUCAUUGAGAUCACU
This is a messenger RNA of Exaiptasia diaphana, 1713 nucleotides long. RefSeq names its product aggrecan core protein. The transcript has 4 exons. Gene Ontology annotation, molecular function: signaling receptor activity. Lineage: Eukaryota; Metazoa; Cnidaria; Anthozoa; Actiniaria; Aiptasiidae. Bases 1 to 762 code for a protein of 253 amino acids. The record is from RefSeq and is a predicted model, not a curated record.